Messenger RNA from Mus pahari (shrew mouse), 4014 nucleotides. Its product is annotated as tetratricopeptide repeat protein 41. Gene Ontology annotation, cellular component: Cul4-RING E3 ubiquitin ligase complex. The transcript is spliced from 16 exons. Lineage: Eukaryota; Metazoa; Chordata; Mammalia; Rodentia; Muridae. The record is from RefSeq and is a predicted model, not a curated record. Bases 208 to 4014 code for a protein of 1268 amino acids. Gene Ontology annotation, molecular function: protein binding.
UGAAUAUCCGGAAUGCGUUUGGACGGUGAUUGCUUAACCGUUGCAUCCCUUCCACAAGAGACAAUGUAAAGAAGUGCUUUGGAUGAAACUGAGCAAUUGCUUAUAGCUAACACAGUUAAGAGAAGACCCAAGCUGUGGACCUUGGCAAUUGGGCCAGGAUGGAACUUCCUUUCUUCUAAGUGUGACAUCAUCCUGGAGCCAAGUGAAAUGAGCGAUGAGGCAAGUGAGACCAGACAAAGAUACAACAGUCAACCCAUUUUAAAGCGCCAGAAACCCAUCCAACCUUACAUCUGUUCCACUCUAGAUUUCCAAGAAGAGAGAGACUUUUUGGCCCAAAGUAUCUUCCCUCAGCUUAAUAACAUCUGCAGCCCCCGGGGCACCUACUUCAAAGCUGUGGACUUGAGAUGGUCAGCUGUGAAGGCCCAUAAAUCCUUCACCAGUAACCAGUUCCGACAGUACUCCUGUCUCCAGUCUCAACACCUGAAACUUUCCCUGGACUACGUGAACAGAUGUUUCCCAUUUUUCAUCUGCCUGCUAGGGCAAACCUAUGGCGAUUUCCUCCCCGACUACACACCUUUCCUGUUAUCCCAAGUAAAGGACUUCGAAAGUUUAUCCAAGGGAGAACAGAAUCUAUACAUUGCUGCCAAAAAUGGUUACCCCUGGGUCCUGAAGACUCCCAAUUGCAGCCUGACAGAGUUCGAGAUCAUCCAAGCAGCAUUUCGGAAGAAAUCUCAAUUUCAAUUUUUCUACUUCCGGACAUCAAAUUCACUGCUGCAGACUUUUAAUGAGGAAGAGGAGGAGGAAGAGGAGAAGCUGUCCUCAGCUUAUCUGGUGAAGGAACAGGGGAAAAUGAAGGUUGGGAAGCUCAAGGCUAAGAUCAUUGGUAAAGGGCUUUCUGUCAGAUUCUACAGAGACCUGGAGGAAUUGGGGGAUAUGGUUUUGAAGGACUGGUUGGCUGUUGUGGAAAAACUCUAUCCAUUCACUAUGAUCGUGGAAAAUAUAGACUACAAACACAGUUUCGAGAAUUUGUAUCAUGAAGAGUUUGCGGAGAACUGCAAGCAAGUUUUUGUUAUUUCCAAGGAGUCACAAAGAACCUUUGAAAUAUUGGAAAGAUUUGCUAUAAAAGAUCUUGAUCUUGACUCUGACAGUACUAUAGCAGGUUCGGGGUUAGACUCCAUUCUCAGGUUCAUGGGUUUCAUUUCAUUCAUUCAGUCAUUAUCCAUUAACAAUUUGUCAGAUGCUGUGCUAGUCAAGAGUCCCCAGCUUGAAAUGGAUUUCCUUAACGAGGACUCAAAUGUCUUGGUCUUUUCACUUCUCGUAGAAGUGUUCAUGGCUGCCAUCAGCUUAAAGCCAUGCAUCCUGGUACUUGAUGGGAUUGAAGAGCUGAUCGGUAUCUAUGGGAUUUCAGGUCAGAAGGCAAAAGAUUUCUCCUGGCUGCCGCGCUCCCUACCUCCGCACUGCAAGUUCAUUCUAAGCAGUGUCUCUUCCAGUCUGUCCUGCAAGUCGCUGUGUGCCCGCCCUGACGUGAAGACUGUGGAACUCAACAGCAUCGGGGACGAAGACACCAAGUUCAACAUCUUCAGACAGCACCUUUCCCCUGCCGACCAAGAACGCUUUGGGCAGAGCAAGCCCGUUUUGAGGAAGAAACCAAACCUAAGCCCUCUGAAGCUCGCAAUCAUCGCUAGCGAGCUGCAGGAGUGCAGAAUCUACCGCAAUGAGUUCCAGUGUCUCCGGGAGUACUUGGAGGUCGCCUCUGUGCAGGAGCUCUGGGAGUUGAUUCUGAAGCGCUGGGUUGAAGAUUAUAGUUGGACUUUGAAGCCUAAAGACACAACUCUAGACACAGUGAUUUCAGGGCCGAGUGGCUGGGUGGUGGACGUGCUCUGCUUGCUCUGCAUCUCUCACUGCGGGCUGGCUGAGGAUGAACUGCUCCAGCUUUUGGACACGAUGGGCUACAGGGACCACUACAAAGUGACGGCGGUGCACUGGGCAGCCUUCCGCCAAGCCACCAAAACCUGGAUCCAGAAGAAGCCCAAUGGUCUUCUCUACUUCCAGCAUCAGUCCCUACGGAAUGCGGUGGAGCACAAGCUGCUGGGUGUAACCACUCCGGUGAGAGAGAGCAAUCCCAAUGUGGCCCAGAACAGCAUGAAUCACAAGAAGGCACAUUUCCACCAGGUCCUGAUGAGGUACUUCCAGCGGCAACCCAUUUUCUGGAGGGUGUAUCAGGAGCUGCCCUGGCACAUGAAGAUGAGCGGUUAUUGGGAAGGCCUAUGUAGCUUCAUCACGAGCCCCAGCAUCACAGAUUUCAUAUCGAAAAUCCAAAACCCGAGUUUGUGGACCAGGCUGCACCUUGUCCACUACUGGGAUGUGCUGCUGGAAGCUGGCAAUGACGUGUCUGAGGCUUUUCUGCUCUCUGUUGCCAAGAUAGACGCGGAACACUCCCAGAAAUUCAAGAAGCGAACCACACUCUCAGUGCUGGAAUGCAGCCUGUCGGAGAUUACUGCUGCUGAUAAAGGCAGAAUUAUCCUCUUUAUUGGAAGUUUCCUGAAGCUAAUGGGCAAGAUCAAUGAAGCUGAAAAGCUGUUCUUGAGCGCUGAGGACUUGUUACUACAGAACCCAUCCAUGAUAGAAAUGCUCCUCAAAGCUCAGAAUGCCAUUGGAGAAUUAUAUCUUGAGAUCGGGAUGACUCAGAAAGGACUCAUAUAUUUUCAGAAAGCUUGGUCAAAUCUACUGCGGUUUACACUCAGAGACCUAAAAAUCAGCCAGGAAUUGAUGAAGCAGAAAGUUAAAGUGAUGAAUAACCUGGCAAAAUCGGCGCCUGGGGAAUUCUUAAAAGAAAACCACGUUCUGGAAUAUGCUACUGAAAUCUCCAAGUACGUGACUGAUAAUCCCCGUGAUCAAGCUACCAUGAAAUAUACUGAAGGUGUUCUCAUGUUGGCUUCUGGAAACGCAGUCCUGGCAAAACUCAAGUUUCAAGAGUGUUUAACUAUCAGAAGAUGGCUAUUUGGCAAUAAAAACAUACUAGUUGGAGAAAUUAUGGAAUUCUUAGCAGAUUUACUAUUUUUUCUACUAGGAGAAAAUGAAAAAUCUCAAAAGAAGCAAGCAAUUGAAUAUUAUAAACAAGUAAUAAAAAUCAAGGAGAAGGCGGAUACUGAGGCCACCUGCAAGCUUGUCAGGAAGCAUCUAAACAUAAGCCUCAGCGACACCUUGUGUAAACUAGCAGGCCAGCUGUUGUCAGGUGACUUCUGCCAUCAUGCCACAAUGGAGGCAGUGAGCUAUCUGUAUAGGUCACUUGAAUUAAGGGCAGCUCACCUGGGGCCUUCCCACGCUUCCGUUGAGGGAAUACUACACCUUCUAAGGGAAAUCCAGAGGUCCCGGGGCAGGAGGUCUUGGCCUCAAAGCAUGAACCAUCUAUACCCUGACGGUUCUAGGUAUGGCUUUUCAUUAUGGGAGAAUGUGCCUAAAUUAAACUUCCACAGCGCUCAGAGUUCUGACACAGUGAACACUGCGAUGUGUAUGAAUAUACGUAGGUUUCAGAGAGCUAAAAGCACAGAGCCCUCCCUGGUGUCAGAUAAGCCAAAAUAUGUUCCCGGCAGAGGAAAGAAGACCUUGGCUCCAAUUCUGUGCAAGUCCGCUGAGGAAAAGUUCCAACAUCAGGCUUCAGAUUCACAAAUAUGGAAUAGUCCAAGAAAGCAACCUCCCCAGAAAAAGGCAGCCUGUCCCCUUAAGACGGUCUCGCUCAUCAACAAGCAUGGCCUGGUGAGACUCUCAAGGCAGAGUGUUUCUUCUGCUGAGCUGGACAGCAGAAAGGGCCUGAUUACCUCCAUCUGCCGGCAACCCCUCCAGCCACCUCUUAGUGCAGACAAUCCCUGGAAGUCCAUAUCGGAACUCGUGUCAGAAAAGUGGCUCUUCCACACUCCUCAGUACUGCUUCACUCCUCAGAAGCCUAUCUUCCCAAGAAGAUCUCAAAUUGAAUCAAAAUUGCUGAAGACCUCAGAUGCCCCUGAUAAGGAAUAA